Molecule: messenger RNA, 3360 nt
Organism: Aspergillus calidoustus
Lineage: Eukaryota; Fungi; Ascomycota; Eurotiomycetes; Eurotiales; Aspergillaceae
Source: the annotation of a GenBank genome assembly
AUGAAGCAGAGGUACUCUUCGCUGGAUGUCCAGGUUAUCGCUCGGGAACUGGCCUCAGAGCUAGUCGGCCUGCGUGUCUCGAACAUUUACGACUUGUCAACGAGAAUCUUCCUCUUCAAACUCGCAAAACCCGACCACCGCAAACAACUCAUCGUUGACUCCGGUUUCCGCUGCCAUGUGACUCAAUACUCACGAGCAACAGCAACGAGCCCCUCCACCUUCGUAAGCCGCAUGCGCAAAUGCCUCAAGUCCCGACGCAUCACGUCCAUUACGCAGAUCGGCACGGACCGCAUCAUCGACUACAGUUUCAGCGAUGGCAUGUACCACAUGCUGCUCGAGUUCUUCGCGAGCGGCAACAUCAUCAUCACCGACCGCGACUACACAAUCAUUGCGCUUCUCCGCCAGGUACCGGGCGGCGAAGGAUUCGACGAGGCGAAAGUCGGGCUGAAGUACACGUUGACGAAUAAGCAGAACUACGACGGAGUGCCAGAUAUCACGGACGAGCGCAUUCGCGAAACGCUGGAGAAGGCGAAGGCGCUUUUUGCGCAGGAGGGAAACGCGCCAAAGAAGUCCAAGAAGAAGAAUACGGAUGUGCUGCGCAAGGCGCUUUCGCAGGGGUUUCCAGAGUAUCCGCCGCUUUUGCUGGAUCAUGCUUUUGCGGUCAGAGGGGCGGAUCCGGCGACCCCGUUAGAUCAAGUUCUGGGGGAUGAGGGCCUCUUGGAGGUUGUGAGGGGUGUUUUGGAGGAGGCGCGAAGUGUAACCGACGACUUGUCGGCGGAUAAGAGCCAUCCUGGAUUUAUCGUCGCAAAGGAGGAUACUCGUCCGACGGCGCCGGAUCCAGAGUCUCAGGAGGCUACACCCGCGAAGCCUGGUUUGCUCUAUGAGGAUUUUCAUCCCUUCAAGCCUCGGCAGUUUGAGGGAAAGGAAGGGUUCACUAUCCUGGAGUUUCCGUCCAUGAAUGCGACAGUCGACGAGUAUUUCUCGUCUAUCGAGUCCCAGAAGCUAGAAUCUCGGUUGACGGAGCGGGAAGAGGUUGCGAAGAAGAAACUCGACUCACUGAGACAAGAACAUCAGAAACGCAUUGGCGCCCUUGAGCAGGCGCAGGACUUGCAUAUUCGGAAAGCCAGCGCCAUUCAGGACAAUGUAUAUCGUGUUCAAGAGGCCAUGGAUGCCGUGAACGGCUUGAUUGCUCAAGGUAUGGACUGGGUUGAGAUUGCGCGCUUGAUUGAGAUGGAACAGAGCAGGGGCAAUCCUGUCGCAAGAAUCAUCAAGCUACCAUUGAAACUAUACGAGAACACCAUCACGUUACUGCUCAGAGAGGCCGGGGAUGAAGGAGAUGAGGAAGAGGAACUCUUCUCGAGCGACGAGUCGGAUGAAUCCGAGGAUGAGGAAGAGGAGGAACAGACAAACACACAGCGAAGCUCUGAAGCCUUGACAAUAGACAUCGAUCUCGGUCAGUCACCAUGGGCGAAUGCGACCCAGUACUACGACCAGAAGAGAGUGGCUGCCGUCAAAGCCGAAAGAACAACGCAGUCCUCUGCAAAGGCGCUUAAGAGCCACGAAAGGAAGGUAAAGGACGAUCUCAAGCGUAAUCUGAAGCAGGAGAAGCAGGUCUUACGACCGUCCAGAAAUCCAUUUUGGUUUGAGAAAUUCCUUUUCUUCAUCUCCUCCGAGGGCUACCUAGUACUCGGUGGACGCGAUGCAAUGCAAAGCGAGCUUCUCUACCGCCGCCACCUACGAAAAGGAGACAUUUUCAUCCAUGCCGACCUUGAAGGGGCCACACCAAUCAUUGUGAAGAACAGAGGCGGUGCCUCCAGUUCCUCCAUUUCCCCUACCACCCUUUCACAGGCAGGUAACCUGUGCCUCGCCACGUCAACUGCCUGGGAUUCGAAAGCGAUCAUGUCUGCGUAUUGGGUAGACGCGAGCCAGGUAUCCAAGACUGCUGAAGCAGGUGAUCUUUUGCCUGUCGGUGAGUUCCUCAUCAAGGGUGAGAAGAAUUUCCUUGCUCCUUCGCAGCUUGUUCUCGGCUUUGCGGUCAUGUUUCAGGUGAGCAAAGAGAGUCUUCCGAACCACAAGAUCUAUGGAUACGAGGCAUCUACUCCUGCUCAACAGGCAGCGGAGACGGGUCAGCCGGUUCUGGAAGAUGCGAAGGGCUCGGAAGAGGCCGCGCCUACCGAACCUGCUGAGGCUCCCCAGCAGGCUGAAGUGGAAGAACAAGCAGAGGCUUCAGAGUCUGAAGACGAGCAAGAGAGCCGUGAUGUAAACUCCACAACGAACCCAUUGCAACCUGGAUCAGCUGCUUCUCCGGUAGCAACUACAAACGAAAAAGAUGACAGUGAAACGGAAUCAGUUGGAGAACCUACUCAAGAAACAGAAGAGCAAAGCGAGGCCCAGCAGGUUGCGGAAGACUCGAGUCAGAAGGACAUGCCAGAAGAUGAGCAGCCUACGUUGGAUGACACCGAAAGUGUGACCUCCUCACAAGCGCAGGGAAAGCGUCAUCUUUCGGCAAGAGAACGGCGCCUGCUACGACAAGGGAAGCCUCUUGACACGCCGACUCCAAAGUCAGAAGAGGCAAGCGGGCGCUCGACACCAGUUACUAACGGCACAACAAAGUCCGCAGAGACAAAGUCUACCCCUCUGCCCGUCCGUGGCCGUAAAGGAAAGUCAAAGAAAGCCGCCUCCAAGUAUGCUGACCAAGACGAGGAGGAACGAGAGCUAGCUCUCCGCCUUCUGGGAGCAAGCAGCGUCAAGGCGAAAAAAGCUGCUGCGGAAGCCGAAGCAAAGGCCAAACGUGAAAAGGAAGCGGAGGAACAGAAGAAGCGCCGCAAGGCGCAACAUGAACGUGCCGCUCAAGCGGAGAAGAAGCGUCAAGCCCGGUUUGAAGAGGGCGGCGAUGACUACGACGAAGAAACCGCUGCCGCCGAGGCCGCGGACCUUGAAUGGUUACCUGCGCUGGUUGGGACGCCUCAUCCGGAUGAUGAGAUUCUAGCGGCUAUCCCCGUAUGCGCGCCUUGGUCUUCACUCGGGCGAUACAAGUAUCGCGUCAAGCUGCAGCCAGGCGCAGUCAAGAAGGGAAAGGCUGUCAAGGAGAUCCUCGGGCGAUGGGUGGCCGAGACGACAACGGGCAAGGUCAAGAAGGAGCACGCCGAAGAUGCAGGGAUCAGUCGCAGCGCUGCAGAGAAACUCCGGGCACGGGAAGGAGAACUUCUCAAGGGCUGGAAAGAUACUGAGAUCAUCAACACGGUCCCGGUCAGCAAAGUGCGGAUCAUGAUCGGUGCUGGUGGCGGAGGGGGCGGCGACAAGGGUAAAGGAAAGGGUGGAAGCGGCAACAAAGGAGGGAAGGGAGGAAAGAAGAAAUAA